Belonocnema kinseyi is the source of this 759-nucleotide messenger RNA. It is a transcript of the gene crcp, whose product is annotated as DNA-directed RNA polymerase III subunit RPC9. The record is from RefSeq and is a predicted model, not a curated record. The transcript has 3 exons. Gene Ontology annotation, biological process: transcription initiation at RNA polymerase III promoter. Lineage: Eukaryota; Metazoa; Arthropoda; Insecta; Hymenoptera; Cynipidae. Bases 269 to 646 code for a protein of 125 amino acids. Gene Ontology annotation, cellular component: RNA polymerase III complex. Gene Ontology annotation, molecular function: nucleotide binding.
CUGUUGAUUGGUUUUAUUCUUGUUAGAUGCGCGUGGCGAGAACUCUGAACGCGUGGGGUCUCCUAAUAGUACCCCGUGUAUACAAAAAAACUCAAAACACCUAAAGUACUGACAGAUAACCUAAAUUUAUCCGUUAACUGCAUAACUUUUUUAAUGCAGAAGUUUCACUGAACUCGCAAGUGAACUUGUUAAUAAGAUUAAGAUAAUUUUAGUGCACAAUUGUAUUGCAUUACUUUAGAUUAUAUACAGGACUUUUCGGAAUCAAGUCAUGGAAGUGUUGAAAGAAUGUACAGCUUACCUAAGUAAUUAUGAAGUUCUAAAUAUCCUUCAGAGCAUGAAAUCUAAUAAGAAACAGAAGUCAGAACAGCAGCUAGCCACGAUUACUUAUCAGACCAUUAAGUAUUUGGAAAAUACACCCUCUAGCAAACAAUCUCCUGAGAAGAUUCACAACUUUUUAAAAGCUGUAGAACCGUUCAAAUUAACUAAAUGUGAAAAACUAACGUUAUUGAAUUUGUGUCCAAAAACGGCUCUUGAAAUUCAACUGAUCAUUGAAGACAGCGAGGAACGUUUAGUAGAAGAAGAAGUUGAUUCACUUCUACAAAUAAUUGCGGAUCAAGAAGAAGAUCAAGAAGACCAACCUAAUUAGCCUAUUGCAUUGAAACAUUAAUGCUUACUUCUUGUACAUAGUCUAAUUAUACUUAUCAUGACAGACUAUAUAAUGAAAUAUAAUAUACGAGAUUCAUAAAUUUAUGAACAUAA